GAAGCCUUCUCCGUCGCGUCGUUCGACGUGUCCGACAUUGCCAUCAGCAUAUCUCACGAUCUCUUACCACUAACACCAGCUGCCUGCUCCAGAUGGCGCCCUUCUACAGUCCGCAGGCGGUAAUCUCUGGUUUCAAGGAGCGCAUAGAGGCUACGACCAUGCAAGGCACAUGUUAUGUCUCUCUUCGCGAGUAUCUGGCUCACCGAACGUGCCUGCAGAUGGAAAGCUUUACCUGGGAACCUCAGUCGGCAGUGUCUGUGUGUACAAUAUUAACACCGAACACGGCUGGGCUCGACGUGAAGAAGGGCAUCAGCAGGAAACCAAUUGAACAGAUGGUUUACGUUCCAGAUGUAGCCUCCCUUGCCGUUCUGUCCGAUGCCAUUGUCACCCUCUACCCCGUACCAAGUUUCGCACCACCAACACUACUUCCCAAGACCAAGACUGCAUUCUCACUUGCACUCUACCGUACGGUUGACAGUAUCGACGCCCCUCGAGCCGCGAGUCCAACAUCCGCAAAGGCUCCCAAUGUCUCAGCUGCAGUGACCUAUUUGGCUGUAGGAUGUCGCAGAAAGCUCGUUAUUUAUUCUUGGAAGGACGGUGAAGCACAAGACGUCUUGGAAACCACUCUCCCUCACUCACCGAGGACAAUGGUAUUCAUGAACGGCGAUCAGAUUUGUCUCGGCUAUUCGCCGACGGAAUACGUGCUUUAUUCUCUGAAGUUGCGCUCUACGACAGAGAUAGCCACUCCAGGACAUGCACCAACUGCCUCAUCAAGUAUAGGUGGAAUGGGUAUGGGUGCCCUGACCGGACUGGGUGGGUAUAUUGGUUUAGGAGCUAAGGCGAAGCCUUCCGCGCUUAGAAUGAGCGACAAAGAAUGCCUUGUCGCAAAGGAGAAUAACGGUGUAUUCGUUGGGAAAGACGGCUUACCAUCUAGAACGUUCGCAGUUGACUGGCCGGCUCCUCCAGAAGAUAUCGCUUUUGUGCAGCCGUAUAUUUUCACUGCAUUGCCUCCAGGCUCUGUUCCAGUCUCGCAGAUCGAAGGCGGUUCUACCGUAGCCGGCGCAUCCAAUUUUAUGCCCUCCUCGGUUAUCGAGAUACGAUCGUCCAUUUCGCUACAGCCUUCGCAGACGUUACCACUGCCUUUCGCUCCGCCGCCAUCCACGAUAGCCGGCGCAGCACCACCAGUGCAUACAGCUCGGCUAUUGACAACGUCACCGUCACCUAAGUCACCUCUCUUCCUGGUCACCACCCCCACAGACCGUGCUACUGUCGCCUCAAUGGGAAGCACUGUUUGGUCUUUUCAUAUGAAGCCUUGGGAGGAGCAGGUUGACGAGCUGGCGGAAGCUGGAUCAUAUGCCGACGCUCUAGCGUUUUUGGAUAGCAUAGAUCGAAUACUGCUACCCGACAAGGAUGCGAGGAUACGUGUGGUGCGCGGAUUGAAUGCUGUCGCUCAAUUUCGCGCGGGGCAAUACGCCGAUGCCAUGAACACUUUCCUUGAACUCAAAAUCAACCCCGCUAAGGUGAUAGCGCUUUAUCCUGAAUCCAUAUCCGGCAGGCUGGCCGUACCGGAGGACGGGUGGAUCGAGCUCUUUGGUGGUCCUGUCAAGCCUCAGUCGAAGCCAGAGGCAGUACCGACAACCGAAGAAGAAGGCAAAGAACCCGGCACCGAGACGACACCGGCGGAUACGACUGCUGCGGCACUACCGAGACCACCUUCGCCUCAAGGCUCCGUGCGGGGACUUCUCAGGAGUGGUCUGGAGUCGUUGCGACCUGGAUUUAGGAGAGAUGAUGAGCUAGAAACGGCCUCGGCCAAAGCCAAGAAGCAGGAUUUCCAAUUCCGCAAGUCUAUCGAGGAGCUUAUGCGCUACCUCUCCGAUCAUCGUCCCAAGGUCGCCGGCGCUCUCGAGGUUUUACACAUCACGACCGCUCAGGCUCACCAAAUGCCCUACCUCUCCGCGACGUCGAAGGAAGAUCUUUUCGCUCUGCCGGACACGCCCCUGCCGUCUUUGACACCGGAGCAACUUGUGCGGUUUGCACAGAUCGUAGACACUGCGCUCUUCAAGUGUUAUCUUCUGGUGCGCCCAGGACUGCUCGCCUCGCUUUGUAGAGUCGGGAAUUGGUGUGAGGUGUCGGAGGUGGAGCAAGUCCUCAUGGAACGUGAGAGAUUCUCAGAGCUCAUUUACCUGUACAACGGCAAGAAGAUGCAUGGGAAGGCGCUCGAUCUUCUCAAGCGACUGAGCGAGAAGGAGACGGACAUGAGAGAUAAGCUCAUGCCCUUAGUCAACUAUCUGCAGAGGCUCGGACCCGAGCACUUAGAUAUGAUCUUCGAGCAUUCUCGCUGGGUAUUUGAACAUGAUGUCGACAUUGGAUUCGAGAUCUUCACGUCAGAAGAGGUAGAGCUGCCACGCCAACUUGUGGCUGAUUUCCUGGAGUCUAUUGAUCCUGCUAUAUGCGCCCGAUUCUUGGAGCAUCUCAUCGACGAGAAGGGGGAUGAGUCGGCAUUUUUUCACAAUCGCUUGGCUGAGCUGUACUUGAAAAUGACCAUCGCUGCUAAGAAAAGAGGCAACAACGGGGAGAGGCAAGCGAUCAAGGCGAAGUUCCUAAACUUUAUCGACACCACCAAUCAUUAUGAGACUGAUCGUCUAUUUGGUCUGCUACCUUCUGAAGACCUGUUUGAAGCAAAGGCAAUCCUCCUGGGAAGACUGGGCCGCCAUGAUGCGGCCCUUGAGAUUUAUGUCUAUCGCCUGCAAGACUUCUUGAAAGCCGAGGAGUAUUGCAAACGGGUAUACAAACCAGGAACGCCCACUGGGAAGAUCUUCCUCACUCUCCUCCGUAUAUAUCUCCAGCCUACUGUCAAGACGAAUAUUGAUCUCCUCACACCCGCCCUCGACCUCAUUGCGCGACACAGUCCCCGAUUGGACGAAGUUGAAACUCUCCAGAUACUUCCCCCGCUUGUCCCUGCGCAGGAUGUCCAGCGUUUCCUCAUUGAAGCGUUGCGUGCCCCCAUAUUCGACACGAGGGUUGUGAGAGAAGUGAACAAGGCGAGGGACGAGCAAGUGGCAAGGCGGCUCAUGUACCUGCAGAGCAAGCGGGUGAAGGUGACCGAUAGCCGCAUGCAAGUAUGUCCUGAGUGUCACAAGCGUAUCGGCCAUAGUGUGAUUGCAGUUCACGCACCACAUGGCGAGGUAACACAUUAUCAGUGUAGGGACGCUUUCGCACGCAAACUGAGGACGGUGAGAACAUGAGACAAUGUUUUUAAUAUUCCCAGCAGCUGCUGUAUUACAUGCAAUGAUACCCUACAAUGAAUUGUAUACCAAACGCGGCUCUAUGUACCGCUCUACUAUUCUUGGAUGAUUGAGUGUAUACACUAGAUCUAUUAUAAGCUCUACUCAUCCAUGGACAGGUUGUUCAACAAGUGGAGCGCCUCGGGCCCGCGCGGCGUGAACUUGACCUGGAAGGGGAGCGGGUAGCUACAAACGCGAGGCCAUGAGUUACAGGAAAGUCAGGCUAGCCCAUACACUUACCUGAGCAGACCGGUCGUGUACUUGCCACCGGGCUCGACGGGGUUGCCAUUCUGGUCCAGGGGCUUCUCAAUGUUGAACAAUUGGAGCAUGUAACCCAUCGCGAUCCACAGUGAGUCCAUGGCGAGGUAGCGUCCGGGGCACUUCCUGCGGCCGAAACCGAAAGCGGCGAGCUCGGGCUCCAUAACGUCCUUCCUGAUCUCCUUGCCGUCGGCAGUGAGGAAGCGGGUCGGGUCGAACUUCUCGGGGUUGGGGAAGAUCUUCUCGUCGUGAAGGAUGGCCCUGGGUGUCGGA
Molecule: messenger RNA, 3815 nt
Organism: Phanerochaete carnosa HHB-10118-sp
Lineage: Eukaryota; Fungi; Basidiomycota; Agaricomycetes; Polyporales; Phanerochaetaceae
Exons: 16
Coding region: 93-3245 (1050 amino acids)
Biological process (GO): intracellular protein transport; autophagy; vesicle-mediated transport
Cellular component (GO): cytoplasm; fungal-type vacuole membrane
Source: RefSeq, a predicted model, not a curated record